Messenger RNA from Clupea harengus (Atlantic herring), 1524 nucleotides. Its product is annotated as T-cell-specific guanine nucleotide triphosphate-binding protein 2-like. Bases 1 to 1524 code for a protein of 507 amino acids. NCBI's taxonomy places the organism in Eukaryota, Metazoa, Chordata, Actinopteri, Clupeiformes, Clupeidae. The record is from RefSeq and is a predicted model, not a curated record. Gene Ontology annotation, molecular function: GTP binding. Gene Ontology annotation, cellular component: membrane. The transcript has 3 exons.
AUGUUGUACGAUGAGAAAGCCAACCUUGAGAGCGAAAUCAAGGCCGAUCAACAGGAUGCUUUACUAAAGGAUUCUGGUGAACAGACCUGGGAGCAGACCAUUGCCAAAGCCAGAGAAGUUAUUGAUAGGUUAGAUCAUGUCACUCUCAACAUUGCUGUGACAGGGGUGAGUGGGGCAGGAAAGUCCUCCUUGGUUAACGCCAUCAGAGGUCUUCAAGAACAUGAGGGAGGAGCUGCACCCGUUGGAACCACACAAUGCACCAUGGAGCCCACCAUGUACCCCCACCCACUUAUGCCCAAUGUGAACAUCUGGGACCUGCCAGGCAUAGGGACCAUAAAAUUCAAAGCAGAAACCUACAUGAACAAAGUCAAUUUCCAAAACUAUGACUUCUUUAUCAUAAUCAUUGCUGAUCAACAGGAUGCUUUACUAAAGGAUUCUGGUGAACAGACCUGGGAGCAAGUCACUGCCAAAGCCAGAGAAGUUGUUGAUAGGUUAGAUCAUGUCACUCUCAACAUUGCUGUGACAGGGGAGACUGGGGCUGGAAAGUCCUCCUUUAUUAACGCCAUCAGAGGUCUUCAAGAACAUGAGGAAGGAGCUGCACCCACUGUAGAAACCACCAUGGAGUCCACCAUGUACCCCCACCCAACCAUGCCUUAUGUGAAGAUCUGGGACCUGCCAGGAUUCAAAGCAAAAACCUUCUUGAACGAUUUUAAAUACCAACACUAUGACUUCUUUAUCAUAGUAAGUGCAUCAAGAUUCACGGAAAAUGACAUAAAUCUGGCUAAGGAAAUCAAGAAAAAUAAGAAGAAUUUCUACUUUGUUCGCACAAAGACCGAUAAGGAUGUAGCAAACGGAAAGAGAAAGAACGUAGGAGAGGAGGCAACACUUGAGAAAAUAAGAAAGGCGUGUCUGGAAAAUCUCAGCACAUUGGGAUCUCCUCCUGUCUUCCUCAUUUCAUCCCAUUACCUGGAAAGGUUUGACUUCCAGAAACUGGUAAAUAAACUGGUAGAGGAUCUUCCAGAUCACAAGAGAAAUGCUAUGAUUAUGAGUUUGCCUGUUUAUUCCAAGCAGUCUCUUGACGAGAAAUACAGUGAAUUCAAGAAAUAUGCAUGGGCUUUGGCCUUCACAUCAGGUGCCAUAGCGGCAAUCCCAGUACCAGGGCUAGCAACUGUAUCUGAUGUUGCCCUAGUUGCGUCUUUCUUAACCAAAUGCUACUAUGCAUUUGGUCUAGAUGAUGGAUCACUUCAAAAGUUGUCAGACAGGGUAAACAAGCCAAUACUGAAAGAGGUUAAAAAAUCAGGACUUGUCAGGGAGAUUGCUAUCAGUACAUCAUUUGCAAUGAGCAUGGUAACAAGAAUCUUGUCAGCAGUUGUUACUGAGUCACUGUGCAUCCUUGUUCCUGGUGCUGGCAGCAUAGCAGCAGCUGCAGCAUCUGUUGUUACCACACGAUCUCUGCUCCUAGAAGGGGUGGAUGAAAUGUAUAGAGUAGCCAAAAUUGUGCUUGAAAUGGCAGAAAUACAGUAG